Messenger RNA from Gadus macrocephalus (Pacific cod), 9429 nucleotides. Its product is annotated as dynein axonemal heavy chain 11-like. Gene Ontology annotation, molecular function: dynein light intermediate chain binding; minus-end-directed microtubule motor activity; ATP binding. Gene Ontology annotation, biological process: microtubule-based movement. Gene Ontology annotation, cellular component: dynein complex. The record is from RefSeq and is a predicted model, not a curated record. Lineage: Eukaryota; Metazoa; Chordata; Actinopteri; Gadiformes; Gadidae.
UCUCUCUCUCUCUCUGUCCCUCUCCAGACCAAUCGAUCAGUAGCUGCUUUAGAGGCCGAGAUGCAGAAGCUGCAGGACACGGCUGACCUUUUUGAGGUCAGCUUCCCUGACUACAAGCAGCUGCGCCAGUGUCGCUCUGACCUCAUUCUGGUCAAGGCGGUCUGGGACAUGGUCAUCUUUGUCAAGACAAGUAUAGAGGAGUGGACCAAGACCCCGUGGAAGGAGAUCAACGUAGAGCAGAUGGACAUGGAGCUCAGGCGGUUCGCAAAGGAGAUGAAGACGCUGGAUAAGGAGGUGCGCGUGUGGAACGUGUACGCGGGCCUGGAGGCCACGGUGAAGAACAUGCUGACCUCACUGAGGGCCGUCAACGAGCUGCAGAACUCGGCCGUCCGCGAGAGGCACUGGCAGCAGCUGAUGAACACCACCGGGGUGAGGUUUGUGAUGAACGAGAGCACCACCCUGGGGGACCUGCUGGAGCUCCAGCUCCACGUGGAGGACGAGGUGAAGAACAUCGUGGACAAGGCGGUGAAGGAGAUGGGCAUAGAGAAGGUGCUGGCCGAGAUCACCCAGACAUGGAGCGUGAUGGCUCUGUCCUAUGAGACCCACGCCAACACUGGAACACCCCUGCUCAAAGCAGACGAGAACCUCAUAGAGACGCUGGAGGACAACCAGGUGCAGCUGCAGAACAUCCUGAUGAGUAAGUACGUGGAGUACUUCCAGGCGGAGGUGAGCGGCUGGCAGCGGCGGCUGAUGGUGGCCGACCUGGUGAUCAGCUCCUGGCUGUCGGUGCAGAGGACCUGGGCCCACCUCAACAGCAUCUUCACCAACAGCCACGACAUCCGCUGCCAGCUGGCCCACGACGCAGAGCGCUUCCAGGGCAUACACUCUGACUUCCAGGGCCUGAUGACGCAGGUGGUGCAGACCAGCAACGUGGUGCAGGUGACCAACCGGCCGGGCUACCAGGAGCAGCUGGAGGCGCUGCAGCAGAGGCUGUCGGUGUGCGAGAAGGCCCUGGCCGAGUACCUGGAGACCAAGAGGCUCACCUUCCCCCGCUUCUACUUCGUCUCCGCCACCGACCUGCUGGAGAUCGUCUCCAAGGGGACUCAGCCCAAGCAGGUAACCAAGCACCUUCUGAAGCUGUUUGACAACAUAGCAGAUCUCCGCUUCAAGGAUUCAGAGCGUGGAGGUGGAGGCAGCGACGGGGAGGCGGUUGCCAUGGGGAUGUACAGCCGAGAGGGAGAAUACGUGGCCUUCUCUGAACCAUGCGUCUGCGAAGGACAGGCUGAGUGCUGGCUGAGUGCCCUUGAGAGCACCAUGUGCAGCACGGUGCGGAAGGAGAUCCAGGAGGCUGUGGCCGCGUACGAAGACAAGCCGCGAGACCAGUGGCUCUUUGACUACCCUGCACAGGUGGGUCUGACCGGGAGCCAGGUGUGGUGGGCCACGGAUGUGGGCAUCGCGUUCGAGAGGGUGGAGGAAGGGUUUGAGACGGCUUUGAAAGACUACAACAAGAAACAGAUCACCCAGCUGAACUCCCUGAUCCACAUGCUGCUGGGGGAGCUGACCCCGGGCGACCGGCAGAAGAUCAUGACCAUCUGCACCAUCGACGUCCACGCCCGCGACGUGGUGGCCAAGCUGAUCGCCCAGAAGGUGACGACGGGCCAGGCCUUCGCGUGGCUGUCCCAGCUGCGGCACCGCUGGGACGAGGACAGCCGGCAAUGCUACGUAAACAUCUGCGACGCCCAGUUCCAGUUCAGCUACGAGUACCUGGGGAACACCAACAGACUGGUCAUCACCCCACUGACUGACAGAUGCUACAUCACCCUGACUCAGUCCCUCCAUCUGACCAUGAGUGGCGCCCCCUCUGGCCCUGCCGGGACCGGCAAGACAGAGACCACCAAGGACCUGGGCCGCUCGCUCGGCAUCAUGGUCUAUGUGUUCAACUGCUCAGAACAGAUGGACUACAAGUCCAUAGGGAACAUCUACAAGGGGCUGGCUCAGACAGGCGUAUGGGGGUGCUUUGAUGAGUUCAACAGGAUCUCUGUGGAGGUUCUGUCUGUGGUGGCCGUGCAGGUCAAGACCAUACAGGAUGCUGUUCGCAACAAGAAACAGAGGUUCCACUUCCUGGGGGAGGAGAUAGAGCUGAGGCCCACAGUGGGGAUCUUCAUCACUCUGAACCCGGGCUACGCCGGGAGGGCGGAGCUUCCUGAGAACCUCAAGGCCCUGUUCAGGCCCUGUGCCAUGGUGAUCCCGGACUUCGAGCUGAUCUGUGAGAUCAUGUUGGUCGCCGAGGGCUUCAUCGACGCCCGUCUGCUGGCACGCAAGUUCAUCAGCCUGUACACGCUGUGCAAGGAGCUGCUGUCCAAACAGGAUCACUAUGACUGGGGUUUGAGGGCCAUCAAGUCGGUCCUGGUGGUGGCCGGGUCCCUGAAGAGGGAGGAGAGGAGCCGGCCUGAGGAGCAGGUGUUGAUGCGGGCUCUGAGGGACUUCAACCUGCCCAAGAUCGUGACCAGCGACGUGCCCAUCUUCCUGGGGCUCAUCAGCGACCUCUUCCCCCAGCUGGACGUGCCCAGGAAGAGGGACCCCGAGCUGGAGAACGCCGUGCGCCAGUCGGUCAGCGAGCUGCGCCUGCAGCCCGAGGAGAACUUCAUCCUCAAGGUGACGCAGUUGGAGGAGUUGUUGGCAGUCAGACAUUCUGUGUUUGUAGUCGGAGGACCGGGAACAGGCAAGAGCCAGAUCCUGAAGACCCUGCACAGGACCUACGCCAACAUGCAGAUGAAGCCGGUGUGGAGCGACAUGAACCCCAAGGCGGUGACCACCGACGAGCUGUUCGGCUACCUGCACCCGGCCACCAGGGAGUGGAAGGACGGUCUGUUCUCCUCCACCAUGAGGGAGAUGACCUCGGUGGGCCACGACAGUCCCAAGUGGAUCGUGCUGGACGGGGACAUCGACCCCAUGUGGAUCGAGUCCCUCAACACCGUCAUGGAUGACAACAAGGUGCUGACCCUGGCCAGCAACGAGCGCAUCAGCCUGUCCCCCUCCAUGCGCCUGCUCUUUGAGAUCUCCCACCUGAGGGCCGCCACCCCCGCCACCGUGUCCCGGGCCGGGAUCCUCUACGUCAACCCCCAGGACCUGGGCUGGAGCUCGUACGUGACGAGCUGGAUUGACACCCGUAGCGCCCAAUCAGAGCGGGCCAACCUGACCAUCCUGUUUGAUAAGUACGUGCCCUGCUGCCUGGAGCAGGUCCGCUGCAACCUGAAGACCAUCACACCCAUCCCAGAGAACAGCAUGGUGCAGACCCUGUGCUCCCUGCUGGACUGCCUGCUGACGGAGGACAACACCCCGGCCGACUCCCCCAGGGAGCUGUACGAGAUCUACUUCGUGUUCGCCUGCGUCUGGGCCUUCGGAGGGGCGCUGUUCCAGGACCAGCUCAUCGACCACCGCGCCGAGUUCAGCCGCUGGUGGUCCAAGGAGAUGAGGGCGGUCAAGUUCCCCUCCCAGGGAACCGUCUUCGACUACUUCAUCGACUCGGAGACCAAGAAGUUCACGCCCUGGAGCGAGAGGAUGCUGCCAUUUGAGCUGGAGCCCGAGGCCCCUCUGCAGACGGUGUUGGUCCACACGGCGGAGACCAUCUGCCUCACCUUCUUCAUAGACCUGCUCCUCCAGAGGGGCAAGCCCAUCAUGUUGGUGGGCAACGCCGGGGUGGGCAAGUCCAUCCUGGUGUGGGACAAGGUGUCCCGGCUGAGGGAGGCCUACGUGGUGACCAAGGUGCCCUUCAACUACUACACCACCUCGGCCGUGCUGCAGCGAGUGCUGGAGAAGCCCCUGGAGAAGAAGGCCGGCCGCAACUACGCCCCCCCGGCCGCCAAGAGACUCAUCUACUUCAUCGACGACCUCAACAUGCCCGAGGUGGACGUCUACGGGACCUGCCAGCCUCACACACUCAUACGCCAGCACCUCGACUACCACCACUGGUAUGACAGACAGAGGCUGGUGUUGAAGGAGAUCCACAGCUGUCAGUACAUCACCUGCAUGAACCCCACGGCUGGGAGCUUCUCUGUCAACCCCCGGCUGCAGCGACACUUCUCUGUGUUUGCGGUCCACUUCCCGAGCGCCGAGGCCCUGGCCACCAUCUUCUCCAGCAUCCUGUCGGCUCACUUCCUGCAGGGGGGCUUCAGCUACGGGGUCUCGCGCUCUGUGGGAACCCUCAUACAGGCAGCUAUCUGUCUGCACCAGAAGGUCAGCCAGAACUUCCUCCCUACCGCCAUACGCUUCCACUACAUCUUCAACCUGAGAGACCUCUCCAACAUCUUCCAGGGCAUCCUGUUCGCCCAGCCGGACUGCAUCCGCUACCCCAUCGAGCUGGUCCACCUGUGGCUCCACGAGAGCUCCAGGGUCUACUCAGACAAGCUGAUGGAGGAGAAGGACGAGGAGCUCUUCAACAAGAUCCUCAUCGACACCGGCAAGAGAUACUUUGAGGGUAUAGACGAGUCCAUCUUCAUUCACCAGCCUCUCGUCUACUGUCACUUCUCCCUCGGAGUGGGAGAGCCCCGUUACCACCAGGCCUCUGACUGGGAGAAGCUACAGAAGACUCUGUACGACGCCCUGGAGCACUACAAUGAGCUGCACGCCGUCAUGAACCUGGUGCUGUUUGAGGAGGCCAUCCAGCAUGUGUGUCGCAUCAGUCGCAUCCUGGAGGCUCCCCACGGCAACGCCCUGCUCGUGGGGGUGGGGGGGAGCGGCAAGCAGAGCCUCUGUCGGCUGGCCGCCUUCCUCAGCCUGCUGGAGGUGUCCCAGGUCACCCUACGCAAGGGCUACGGCAUCAACGACCUCAGGAGCGACAUCGCAGCGCUGUACAUCAAGGUGGGAGUGAAGAACAUCGGGACCGUGUUCCUCCACACCGACGCCCAGAUUCCUGACGAACGCUUCCUGGUCCUCAUCAACGACAUGCUGGCCUCGGGGGACAUCCCUGACCUGUUCAGUGACGAGGACGUGGACAUGAUCGUGACGUCCAUCCGCAUGGAGCUACGGGGGCUGGGCCUGCUGGACACCAGGGACAACUGCUGGGGCUUCUUCAUCGAGAGGAUACGGCGCCAGCUCAAGGUGGUCCUGUGUUUCUCUCCGGUGGGCUUCACACUGCGGACCCGGGCACGGAAGUUCCCGGCGCUGGUCAACUGCACCGCCAUCGACUGGUUUCACUCCUGGCCCCAGCUGGCCCUUCAGUCUGUCAGCUCCAGCUUCAUCGAGAAGAUACCGGCACUAGAGCCCGAUGUCCGGGCCUCUAUCAGCGAGUUCAUCUCCUUCGCCCAUACCAGUGUCAACGAGGUGAGUGUGAAAUACCAGCAGAACGAGAAGCACUUCAACUACACCACGCCUAAGAGCUUCCUGGAGUUCAUCAAGCUGUACAGCCACGUGCUGGGCACCAAGCGCACAGAGCUCACCCAGAAGAUGGAGCGGCUGGAGAACGGCCUGCUGAAGCUGCAGACCACUGCCGCCCAGGUGGAGGACCUGAAGGCCAAGCUAGCCAUUCAGGAGGUGGAGCUGUGGCACAGGAACACAGACACAGAGGCCCUCAUCUCUGAGAUAGGACAGCAGACGGACAAGCUCAACCUGGAGAGGGCUGUGGCCGACGAGGAGGAACAAAGGGUGGCGGCCAUCCAGGCGGAGGUGACCAAGCAGCAGCGGGAGACGGAGGAGGACCUGGCCAAGGCGGAGCCCGCCCUGCAGGCCGCUAAUGCAGCCCUCAACACGCUCAACAGGCUGAACCUGACGGAGCUGAGGACGUUCCCCAACCCCCCCGUCAUCGUGACCAACGUGUCGGCGGCGGUGCUGGUUCUGAUGGCGCCGCCCGGACGCAUCCCCAAGGACCGCAGCUGGAAGGCCUCCAAGGUGGUGAUGAGCAAGGUCGACGAUUUCCUGCAGGCACUGGUGAACUUUGAUAAGGAGCACAUCCCCGAGGCGACGGUGAGGUGUGUGAGGGACGAGUACCUCAAGGACCCCGACUUCAACCCCGACUUCGUCAGGCUCAAGUCCUCCGCCGCUGCCGGCCUCUGCUCCUGGGUCAUCAACAUCGUCCGCUUCCACGAGGUCUUCUGCGAGGUGGAGGUGAAGAGGUUGUGUCUGUCUCAGGCCAACGCUGAUCUGGUCGAGGCUGCGGAGAAACUAGAAGCACUCAGGAAGAAACUGACCGAGCUGGACGCUAGCCUGGAGACGCUAACAUCUGCUUUUGAGACAGCCACCUCGGAGAAGCUGCGCUGUCAGGAGGAGGUCAACCGCACCAACAAGACCAUAGAACUGGCCAACCGGCUGGUCAAAGGGCUGGAGAGCGAGAAUGUGCGCUGGGCCCACUCUGUGGCUCAGUAUCAUGAGCAGGAGGCCACGCUCUGCGGGGACGUCCUGCUGACGGCUGCCUUCAUCUCCUACGCCGGCUCCUUCUCCAAGAAGUACAGGAGAGAGCUCCUGGACAACCUCUGGAUGCCCUUCCUCCGCACUCAGAAGGUGCUCAUCCCCAUGAACGCAGACCUGGAUCCGGUCUCCAUGCUGACUGAUGAUGCCACCGUGGCCCAGUGGAACAACGAAGGUCUGCCCGGAGACAAGAUGUCCACGCAGAAUGCCACCAUCCUCACCAACUGCGAGCGUUGGCCCCUACUCAUAGACCCACAGCUGCAGGGCAUCAAAUGGAUCAAGAGUCGCUAUGGCAACAGCCUGAAGGUGGUCAGCCUGGGCCAGAAGGGCUACGUGGAUGUGAUAGAGCAGGCGGUGGUCACCGGGGAGACGGUCCUCAUUGAGAACCUGGAGGAGACCAUUGACCCUGUCAUAGACCCCCUCCUGGGACGACACACCAUCAAGAAGGGAAGCUGUAUUAAAGUGGGCGACAAGGAGUGCUUCUUCCACCCGAGCUUCAAGCUGAUCCUCCACACCAAGCUGGCCAACCCCCACUACAAGCCCGAGAUCCAGGCCCAGACUACCCUCAUCAACUUCACCGUGACCCGGGACGGCCUGGAGGACCAGCUCCUCGCCCAGGUGGUCAACCAGGAGCGGCCCGACCUGGAGCACCUCAAGAGUGAGUUGACCAAGCAGCAGAACCUGUUUAAGAUUGAGCUGAAGCUGUUGGAGGACGAGCUGCUGAGCCGGCUGUCUGCCGCUGGGAGCAACUUCCUGGGGGACAACGUCCUGGUGGAGAAGCUGGAGACCACCAAGCACACCGCCGCAGAGAUAGAGAUGAAGGUGCUGGAGGCCAAGGUGAACGAGGUGAAGAUCAACGAGGCGAGGGAGCACUACCGCCCGGUGGCCGUGCGGGCCUCCCUGCUUUACUUCAUCAUGAACGACCUGAACAAGAUCAACCCCAUGUACCAGUUCAGCCUCAAGGCCUACACCGUGGUGUUCCACAAGGCCGUGGAGAUGGCAGACCAUUACGAGGACGUGAAAAGCAGAGUGAACACGUUGAUAGACUGCAUCACAUACUCCACCUUCAACUACAUCAGCAGGGGGCUGUUUGAGAGAGACAAGCUCACCUUUACCGCACAGCUGGCCUUUCAGUUGCUGCUGAUGAGUAAGGAGAUAGACAUGCGAGAGCUGGACUUCCUGUUGCGUUUUAACAUCGACCACAGCUACCCAAGCCCCCUGGAGUUCCUGUCCAGCCCAGCGUGGAGCGCCAUUAAGACCAUGAGCUUCACCGAGGAGUUCCGCGGUCUGGACCGGGACAUCGAGGGCUCCCCAAAGCGCUGGAAGAAGGUGGUGGAGUCUGAGUGCCCCGAGAAGGAGAAGUUCCCCCAGGAGUGGAAGGGGAAGAGCUCCCUGCAGAAGCUCAUCAUGAUGAGGGCCCUGAGGCCCGACCGCAUGACCUACGCCCUCCGUAACUUUGUGGAGGAGAAGCUGGGGGUGAAGUACACCGAGGGCAGGAAGACGGAGUUCGCUAAGUCCUUCAGGGAGAGUGCCCCGGCCUCCCCCGUCUUCUUCAUCCUGUCCCCCGGGGUGGACCCUCUGAAGGACGUGGAGGCGCUGGGCAGGAAGCUGGGCUUCACCAUCGACCUGGGCAAGCUGCACAACGUGUCGCUGGGCCAGGGCCAGGAGGCGGUGGCCGAGGCGGCCAUGGAGAGCGCUGCCAAGGAGGGCCACUGGAUCAUACUGCAGAACAUCCACCUGGUGUACCGCUGGCUGGGCUGUCUGGAGAAGCUCCUGGAGCGCUGCUGUGAGAGCAGCCACCCCGACUACCGCGUGUUCAUGAGCGCAGAGCCCACCCUCACGCCGCAGGAGCACAUCAUCCCCCAGGGGAUCCUUGAGAAUGCCAUCAAGAUCACCAACGAGCCCCCCACUGGCAUGCAUGCCAACCUGCAUGCUGCGCUGGACAACUUUGAUCAGGACAUCCUGGACCAGUGCAGUCGUGAGCAGGAGUUCAAGACCAUCCUCUUCUCCCUGUGCUACUUCCACGCCUGCGUGGCGGAGAGGAGGAAGUUCGGACCCCAGGGCUGGAACAGGAAGUACCCCUUCAACACGGGAGACCUGACCAUAUCCGUCAACGUGUUGUACAACUAUUUGGAGGCUAACUCCCAGGUACCAUGGGAGGAUCUGAGGUACCUGUUCGGGGAGAUUAUGUACGGGGGUCACAUCACUGACGACUGGGACCGAAGGCUCUGCAGAACCUACCUGGAGGAGUACAUGCAGCCCAACCAGUUUGACAGGAAGCUGGCUCUGGCUCCUGGCUUCGUGGUUCCCUCCAACCUGGACUACCAGGGUUACCACGGUUACGUCGACGAGAUGCUGCCCCAUGAGAGCCCCGUCCACUACGGCCUGCACCCCAACGCGGAGAUCGAGUUCCUGACGGUGACGUCGGACGGCCUGUUCCACACGCUGCUGGAGCUCCAGUCCCCGGACGCCGCCGCGGGCGAGGGGGCCUCCCAGAGCCUGGAGGAGAAGGUGAAGACGGUUCUGGACGAGGUGCUGGAGAGGCUUCCGGAGGAGUACAACAUGUCAGACAUCUCGUCCAAGACGGCCGAGCGCUCGCCCUACAUCCUGGUCUGCUUCCAGGAGUGUGAGCGCAUGAACGCCCUCAUCAACGAGAUCCGCCGCUCGCUGAAGGAGCUGGACCUGGGGCUCAGGGGGGAGCUGGCCAUUUCCUCUGAGAUGGAGCAGAUUCAGUCGGCUCUGUUCUUUGAGAACGUCCCGGACACCUGGACCAAGCUGGCCUACCCCUCCACCUACAGCCUGGCCCUGUGGUGUGUGUGUGUGUGUGUGUGUGUGUGUGUGUGUGUGUGUGUGUGUGUGUGUGUGUGUGUGUGUGUGUGUGUGUGUGUGUGUGUGUGUGUGUGUGUGUGUGUGUGUGUGUGUGUGUGUGUGUGUGUGUGUGUGUGUGUGUGUGUGUGUGUGUGUGUGUGUGUGUGUGUGUGUUUACAUAAUUAUACCUUUAAACCGGUAGCUAUUUCUCUACAAUAA